AUGUCCUAACAGGAAAGAGUUACAGAGGCGGCAGCUGGGGCUAUAGGGGUCUUCAACCAAAUGGAAUUGCGAGGCUCGCGCGCCGAGGUCGGCGAGGCUGAGUGCGCUGCGGCCGAGGACCCAGCAAGCGGCGCCGCGGCUCGGGGGCCUGAAGUCCCGGCGUCCGUGGGAGCCGCCCGGUGGAAGCUCUUGCGGCAGGUUCUGAAGCAAAAACACCUGGACGAUUGUCUGCGACAUGUAUCUGUAAGAAGAUUUGAAUCAUUUAAUCUGUUUUCAGUAACAGAAGCCAAACAAAGGGACACAGAAGAGGAAGUUGGUUCAUGGGUCCAAUAUGCAAGCAUCUUCUAUCCUGAGUACACUAUUUCCUUAAGACACAAUAAUGGAUCUUUGAAUGUUGAAGAUGUUCUUACCAGCUUUGACAAUACAGGAAAUGUUUGCAUCUGGCCGGCUGAAGAGGUUUUGGCUUACUACUGCCUCAAGCACAGUAAUGUAUUCAGGGACCUUGCUGUGUGUGAGCUAGGGGGUGGCAUGACAUGCUUGGCUGGGCUCAUGGUUGCUAUUUCUGCAGAUGUCAAAGAAGUUCUGUUAACUGAUGGGAAUGAAAAGGCCAUCAGAAAUGUGAGAGACAUCAUCAAAAGGAAUCAGGAGGCUGGUGUGUUUAAGACUCGAAAAAUAUCAAGCCGCGUUUUACGAUGGGAUAAUGAGACAGAUGUCUCUCAACUGGAAGGACAUUUUGACAUUGUUAUGUGUGCUGACUGCCUGUUUCUGGACCAGUACAGAGCCAGCCUUGUUGAGGCAAUAAAGAGAUUACUCCAGCCCAGGCAGGCCCUGCGCUGGUCCCAGGAGGACUGUCCACCAGAUGAAGAUAACGCUCCUUACUGCAGGCAGCCCCCACUGAGUGAAGGGAGAGAGAUUACUGCUAGAUGACAACAGCAAAAUAAUUGCAACAGGGAGGUUCCAGUGUAUGGGAAGAAAUGUAUGCUGCCAUUUUGGGGACUGUGGCUCCUUGAUUUCUAACUAGAGUCAGAGGAUUCAGAAGCAAAGCAAACAGCUAGAGAGAAGUAGUUGCCCAGCUUUUCAGUUUUUAUAAUGGGGUCAUGAAUGAGGGGAGCAGACCCUGGACAGAGCUUAGCCACCAGGGUGGUCUCCUAGCAUGGCUGAGUGGCAAUGUCAGAUCCCAGGGCUGAGCUUAUAUCCCCAUCAAAAGGGACACCUGUGCCUGGAAUUCAUUGCAGGAAGCCCCAAAUUUCAGCAGGAAAUGCUUAUCACCUGCCCGAGAUAGAAACUAUCCAGUUUGCUGGCUGAGAGAAACUAAAACAUUUGACUCCAGCCAGAAUACUGUAAGGGACUCCAGCAAGCUUAAAGGGUGAAAAGAAAAGGAUAGAUAUUAAAAAGAGAGAAAUCAGCAAAUUUUACUUAUUUCAGAAAGCAAUGUCCCCUCCCCCAUUUUUCCUCCAAUGAGCAGCUUCUUGCUGCUGCUGAUUGAGAGGUGACCCCCAUCGUCGUGUUCCUCAGAGAACAUCAGCAAUGCCUGAUAUUGGAGGACCCGAAUGUAAUUUCAAAUACAGCCACAGCAGCUUGCAAGGUGAACUUUAGUCCAGAAAUGACAACCAACAAAUGGAAUCAGUAAUAUUCCUCUGAAAUGACUUUGGGUGCAGGGAGGGACACCAAGCCAGCUAGACAAAGUGAAUUUACUCAGGGCCAUGAGAAGACAGAUGGGGAGGCAAUACUGACAGCUCUCCAGCUUGUUUUCACUGCUAACCAAUUGUCAAGAAUUCAAAAAUAUCAUUGCAGACUUCAUUUAACCUUCCUCAGAAACUGGCCCUAAGUGCCAAAUUCCUGGAGGCCUACCUUUAAGUGAGAAGUGCAAAAAUGUAAAUCUUGGGUUGAUUCUUGUUUCAGAAGAGCAUUUUCUUUUUACUGAUGGAUUUCCUCAUAUUCAAAAAAAAAAAAUCUAACAUCUAUGC
Molecule: messenger RNA, 1967 nt
Organism: Manis pentadactyla (Chinese pangolin)
Lineage: Eukaryota; Metazoa; Chordata; Mammalia; Pholidota; Manidae
Gene: CAMKMT
Product: calmodulin-lysine N-methyltransferase
Exons: 10
Coding region: 61-927 (288 amino acids)
Cellular component (GO): cytoplasm
Molecular function (GO): calmodulin-lysine N-methyltransferase activity
Source: RefSeq, a predicted model, not a curated record